AUGGGUACAUUUUUUGCAGGACAGGACGACAGGGUCAUUGAUGAGGACGGUAAUUUGGAUGCGAUCCUAAAGCAACGUCGCGGUCGUGAUUAUGAUAGUGAGGUAGAUGAUGAAACAGAGACAGGCGCACAGGUCGAGGCGGCAGCAGAAGUUUAUAGUCAAACUAACGAGAGCAGGCAGAGGCCACCUUGGUCACGUCAGAGCUCUAGCUCCCAGGUGUCCAGAGUUACAUCGCCCAUGUUUGAAGAGGAUCACAAAGGUGACAUCAACCCAAUACUGAGCUUCCUACGAUCAAUGAAAGAAGAAGCAGACGAACAGCGUAAGAAUGGAAAGGAAGAAGCUGAGAAACAGCGUAGGAAGGAGAAGCAAGAAGAUUAUGAUCAGCGAAAGAAGGACAAAGAAGAAGGUGACGAUCAGCGUAAGAAGGAGAAGGAAAAAGCUGACGAACAGUCCAUGGCUAACCCAGUCUCUGGAGUUUCAGUGAGGCGUAGUGAGAACUCGGAGGCCGUGUCGUAA
Messenger RNA from Schistocerca gregaria, 516 nucleotides. RefSeq names its product synaptic vesicle membrane protein VAT-1 homolog. NCBI's taxonomy places the organism in Eukaryota, Metazoa, Arthropoda, Insecta, Orthoptera, Acrididae. The coding region runs from base 1 to 516 and encodes 171 amino acids. The transcript has 2 exons. The record is from RefSeq and is a predicted model, not a curated record.